Molecule: messenger RNA, 7054 nt
Organism: Porites lobata
Lineage: Eukaryota; Metazoa; Cnidaria; Anthozoa; Scleractinia; Poritidae
Source: the annotation of a GenBank genome assembly
AUGGCGUCUAGCAGUUCCGACAAAGAAGCACAAGUUACUAAGGAAGAAGCCACUACUGCCGGAGGUAAAUUAAUAGCUUAUUAAAACUCUAUUAACCUGAACUAGAGUACUUCCCUUCAGUUGUCGACAAAAGGGGAGGAAGUAAUAGCGAGGACUUUUGUUUUGUAAUUUUGAGAAAAUGAGCUGCGUGGCAGUGUUUACUACGUGGCAGUGUUAAAUACGAAACGUGACGCGCCCGAGUCUCGAACGGGAGUGCCAAUGAAAAUUCCAUCUUUCUACUUCUUACAACAUUCCAAAGGUUAACAUUAGGUUUUACUAGGAAAUUGGAGUUAAGAACCCAGUCGCUUUUAAGCGGUUAAAGACAUUAGUCAAUCUUUGUAUUUUUUAAUAAAUGAAUUAUUUAUUAUUUAAGGAGUUUAUAUCUGAUAUGACGUGGGCAAAAGCGUCCAAAACCGGUAGCCUUAUUUAUGUGCAAGCAUUUAAGAGGCUGUCCGCGUAAGAACCGAUAAGGCAAAUUUCGGUCUAUCACGGAUUGCCCUGAUUUUUUCAGUGGAAGAUGACUAUCCUAUCCCAUGAAGAAAUAUCACAUUUAUUUGGACCAACUCAAUUUUUUCUCUAUUUUACAGGAAGAUUUUCUCGGUCACCUAAAACUAGUCAGUUUGCCGUAGGAAGUAGUGCGAUUUUGGUGAAACUUUAGGGCUCUGUCAAACCUACCUUACAUAGCCGAAUAAUCUGAUUAUUUUACACACAAAAGUUUUAACUCUCAUUAAUAGUUUCAAUGUUUAAUGGUUGCAUUCUGUGGAAAGUUGGCUGAGAUAUGAUUUUUUGAAAAUGACCUUUAAUUUGCUCAGCAGGAAAAGUAAUUUGCAUAACUAGAGCUGAACGGUAAUUUCGCAAAAGUGGCACCUGACCCAGACUCAAGUCUAUGAUAAAUCAGAAGUACUAAGACCAGUCUACUUCUUAACGCAAUAAAAUUUGUGGGCACUCUUCUUUGCGUGCCGUGCAAAGUUCCGUUUAUGUUCCAAAAUUCGCCAUUUUGACAGCAAAGCUGGAAUUGUAACGGGUCCGCAUCUGAUCGACUAAUUUCCACAGCUUUAACGUUUCCAGUUAUCACUAAAUAUCAUUAGACCCUUUAAAUGUUGGACGUUUGAAAACAUGUGGAGAAAACUUAGUAAUCGCUUUUUCUUGGGUCUUUUUCUUGUCGACGAUGAACGUGACUUCGUUCUCGGUAUGCAAAUUAGCCUUAGAUCCGUUGUUUCAACAAAUUGACAGGAAAUAUAAUCGUUACAUUCACAUUUCUAAGGGGAAAAAUAAUUCUCCUUUCCACAGAAAAACACAAACCAUGACUUAGAAUCCCGUUAAGGUCUGUUUUUUUUUUUUUAACGAGGAAGAAGCAGCUGAAUAAUAUAUCAUGAUACAUGUUUGCGGCUUAAAAUAAUUCAAUUACUGUGGCCUGUCACGCAUUCCUGAAGACGGGUGGUCGAUUAGAAAACAAUAGCGUUGUGUCGAUCAAUUCGAUAAUAUUAUCAUCUUUUUUUUAAAUGAUAGUUAUUGAUAAUAAUAAAAAAUAAGAGUUCACUUGCAAGGUAAUUCCUCCUGUCAGCACACGAAAAUGUUUGGGCACUCUUUUUUGCGUGCCUUUAUAAAAAAUAGCGUUAACGUCGAAAGCUGUAUUGUGAUAUUUGCUUAUCGGGAGAAGGCAGAUCUUUGUACAUGGCACUAUGAUUAAAAAAAAAAAGGCCCCACACUUUUUCUAUCUUAAAUUAGCGGUAAAUUUCAGUUUCAUUCAAAGAUCUUUAAAGUGUUUAUCGGUAGCUUAUCGGUAGCAGAAUGAAAAGGGAAAAAUAGUUCCUUUUUUCAGUGAAUAAACGCAAAAGGGAGUAUUUUUUCAGUUUUUGUUAGGGUAUAACAUCCGAAUUCCAACGAUGAUCUUGUUUUGGUUUCAAUCUGAUUGAAUUAUAAUGCAACAGGUGCCAGUUUCAAAUUAAAUAUAACUAUGUCACUGAAAUCGCCGAAGAGAUCAAUUGUGAAAAAUGGCUUUUUCGGCUAUUUCAUCAAGCAGUUCUUCCGCGAGAUCGUAGACAGAGUGGGUCCCGGAAAGGGUGUGGAGGAAAAUGUGUUGGUCACAGAGUGCAUGGAUGAUAUUACCUCGCACUUAGCCAGCUGUCACUUGUCUAAGUGUAGCAAGUGUAGCAAAGACAAUGAAAAUGAACUCAUUUUAGCGAGAGUACGUAUUCGAGGCUUGGUGGGUAUUCGGAACUGAAAUGACAAUCUGCCCAAGGCACAGACACUAAAUAGCCUGUGUACAGACCCCCUCCUCUCAGGAAAAAUCGGGGAAGGGGCCGCUUCUCCCAAGGGGGGAAGGGUAGUGUGCAAACAGGCUAACACUAAAAUGACAAUCGGCUUUAGGCACAGGUUUUUGCGAGCGCCAAGGUCUUGUUAGGCUCGAUUGUAAGCCGCUGUUCUGGAAAACGAGCCCCCAACGGACGGGGAGAGGGCGGAAAUCGAGCCUAAGGUCUUGUCAAUACCCCGGUCACACUCUGGAUCAUAAUGGCAAAAUAACUUCUGUGGCAGGAAGACACGUCGUAAAUUUCCAGAUAGCCAGCGAAAUAAGUCAAAGUUUUGUUCCAUCAUUCUUUUUUCUUCUUCAUGCAAACAAUUGUCUUAACGUACAGAGAUAUUUUAAUUUCUCUAUUUAACAUUUUAUCUUGCGAUGUUUCCUGAAGCUCGUUUCCAGUUUAUUUGAGCUUGCAAAGAUAGUUUUUGUUAUUUCUAUUUUUUUGACAGCCGUGUAUCUUGCCCUAAUCAAUUCUUACCUUUAAAAUACUAUACAUACCGGUUAAUCCGUGUGUUGUGAAAGAUUGUUUUCUGAUGAUUGUUUGAAGAGCAUUACAAAUUGUAUUUAUACCCUCUUGAACAAUGUGCUUCAUCUCACCUCUCCAUUUUUAACCUACUUUACCAUGCACCCUCUCUCCCCACUGUUCCACCUCUACUUUAAUAAGCAUUUGUAUUUAAGAGGGUGAAAUUUCUCCCGUGUAUAUUAAUUUCAGAAAAAAUAAGUCCUUCUACUUUUCCUUAAAUUCUUAAACUUAAUUCUUUUUUCUUUAAGAACGGCCAAAGAUGCUGCUAAGGCUGCAAUAAGCGCCCUCGCCCUUUUGUAUACUUCAUCUAGCGAAAUGCCCGCCCUUUCAUAUACCUGAAGCCUGAAAAAGAUACUCCUUUCGGGCGGAACCUCCCCGUAUAGGCCAUCAUAGGGAGUUCCCCCCAAUCCCGUUCCAAUUCCGUGCUCACCUAUUGCCAGCCCAUGUUGGACUCUAGGCCCGUUUGAGUCAACACGUAAACAUAAUCCUAAGUGUAUACAAGUUGAACUUGACCAUAGAGAUCUGUUGCAAGAAGACGAGGAGUUCGAAAGGCAAAGCUUGUUGCAGAAAUCGCUGAAGAAUUGAGACCACAACACCCUCAACCUGAAGCUUUCAACCUAUGUGUAUGUCAAAGGAAGAACAACACCUAGUCAGUUCAACGUGGUAAUGCUAAAAAAAUCUUGUGUCACUUAAAAAUACCAUUCAAAUCCAGGGAAAGAAAAGGAGACCUAGUUGACAAACUUUCGUCUUUCAUACAAGAUUGCAUGUGCUUUUCUCCAACAGCUCAGGAGUGAACAUAUGGAUCCUUAAUUUAGUGUGAUUAACAGCCGGCAAAACUUUUGGGAUUUAACACUGAGAAGGACCUUAAACAAUAACUAUGCCUUUUUCUGCAUGCCAUUCCUCAUUUUUACUGAAAUGUUGUUAAUUGGCGAUAAACACAAUGCUCUGUUAAUACCACCCUAAUGUUUGUAUAGCCUAUGGUUAGCAAGGGAUCUUGGAAAUGAAAGUACUUUGCAGGUGUGGUGCUAUGCUGUCGCACGGUAUCUCUGAAGUUGUUUGCGAGCUAUUUCCAAAAUAUUAAUUUUUGAUUCUGUAAUUGAAAAUAUUGUGCUAGUGCUCGUGAAUAAGAGUGGCCGUGUCCAAGUGACUACUUUGUAGCUAAUUGUCGUGUAUUACACCAUGGGCUGUCAUAUUAAACCCUAUCCUCACGGUAACUCCCGGGGAUACUGACUCAGUUAAAACGGUCGUAGAAUGAAUAAAUACAACAGCACGGUAUUUCCCACCCAGUAAAGAAUCGGAAUUAACAGUGAUUAAAUUGUAUGAUUAUCAAUAACGAUCACUUCAAAAAAAAUAUAAUCAGAUAAAAGAACUGAUCGAUAUACGGCCACUCUCGGGGAAUGCGUGACGGGCCACAGUAAUUAAAUUAUUUUAAUUCGCGUAAACAUAUCUUCUUCUACUACUUCUUCCUCGUGAAACAGACCUAAGGGAAUUCUAAGUCAUAUAUCGUUCGUGUUUUUCCGUGGAAAAUUCUAAGAGAUAUUUUCCCUUAAAAAUGUGAAAUAUAAGCAGUUAUGUUCCCUGUCAAUUCAAUUUGUUGAAACGACGCAUCUAAGGCUAAUUUGCAUACGGAGAAUGAAGUCGCGUUGUGAUCGUCGACCAGGAAAAAAACCAAGAAAACGCGAUUACCAAGUUUUCUCCUCAUGUUUUCAAAAGUCCAACAUUUAAAGGGUCUAAUGACAUUUGGUGAUAACUAGAAACGUUAAAACUGUGGAAAUUAGUCGAUCAAACGCGGACCGUUACAAUUCCAGCUUUGCUGUCAAAGUGGCGAAUUUGUAACAUUAACGGAACUUUGUACAGCGCGCAGAGAAGAGUGCCCACAAAUUUUAUUGCAUUAAGAAGUAGACUGGUCUUAGUACUUCUGAUUCAUCACAGACUUGAGUCUGGGUCAGGUGCCACUUUCGCGAAAUUACCGUUCAGCUCUAGUUAUGCAAAUUACUUUCCUGCUGAGCAAAUUAAAGGUCAUUUAAAAAAAAUCAUAUCUCAGCCAAAUUUCGACAGAAUGCAACCAUUAAACUUUGACACUGUUAAUGAGAGUUAAAACAUUUGUGUGUAAAAUAAUCAGCUUAUUCGGCUAUGUAAGGUAGGUUUGACAGAGCCCUAAAAAUUCACCAAAAUCGCACCACUUCUGAAGGCAAACGGGCCAGUUUUAGGUGACCGAGAAAAUCUUCCUGUAAUAUAGAGAAAAAAUUGAGUUGGUCCAAAUAAAUGUGAUAUUUCUUCAUGGGAUAGGAUAGUUAUCUUCCACUGAAAAAAUCAGGGCAAUCCGUGAUACAACGAAAUUUGCCUUAUCGGUUCUUACGCGGACAGCCUCUUAAGUAGGUACAUUAUCGGCAAAAAGUGAGCCGCGAGAAAUUUUCUUUUAAAAAAUAAGCGUUAAUAUCACUUAGUUAGACCCUCCUGGUUAGUGGGUUUUAUUAUACCCCAGAUUAAGUGUUAAUUAGUUGUAAAGAACAGGGAUUAGCCGUGGGUUAACACGUAGAAAAAUUAUAAGUGUAAACUGUUAUACCACCACCAUAUUGCGACCCAUGGACAAUUGAAUGUGAAAUCCCUUUUUGUGUGCUUUUCUUUUUUGUUUAUUUGUUUUUAAUCGAGAUGUGUAAUAAACAUCGUAAACAACGAUGUUGUUCACUCUACCAAUAGGAGAAGAACAGGAAAAAGUCAAACAUCGAUUUUCUGAGCCGUGGGAAGAUAGCGACCUGAUUCUUAUCGUGGAAGAUGAGAAGUUUCAUGUUCAUCGCCUGAUAUUGAGCAUGAACUCACCAGUGUUUAAGGCCAUGUUCAAAUCAGGCUUUCAAGAAGCAAACAACAACGAAAUUCAGUUGCCUGGGAAAAGAGGAAAUGAAGUUCUGGACUUUUUGAAGCAGUUUUACAUACAAGAAAAAGAGGAAAUUACGGGUAAGUUGCUGUUUCAUAACUUUGUUUGUCAAGUGGACCUCUAGAAUGGUUUAACCUUAAAAGUGUUUUAACCUUUAAAUCUAAAUCUAAAGCUCAAAGCAGCCCGAGAAUCUGAAACUGAUGAAUAUUGAAUGCAUUCAACAUGUAACAUUUACAUUUUCAAGAGCAAAUUGAUUAUUUUUUUUAACAUGUGUUUUUGGGCCAUUAGUCAGUAUAAAUUUUCAGACUUUUGAUUAUUUAAAAAUUAUGGUAUAUGAUUUGACGAGUUAAGUUGACGAGUAGUAUAGAAGGAAUGUUUUAGGCUCGUUUUGAAGGAAAACCUCUUUAACUUGAUUGGAAAAGCGUCAAUGACUUCGUGUGCUAUUUUUAGGUAGUUUGACUACUUAGUGAAAUAAAGCGAGUGAAGGAAGGAAUCGCGGGAUGAAGAAAUAAAUACAGAGAAGAUCAUCACAGUAAAGACGCAACUUAUGCAGCUGCGAAAAGAAAGCCUGAAGAAAUUCAUGCAGGCUUGCCAGGAUUUGAAACCUGACCUCUGUGAUACGGGUGCAGCGCUCUAACCAACUGAGCUAGUAAGCCGACUGGGAAAGGUUCGUAAGACAGUGAAACCUCUAUUAAGCGGACACCUUCGGGACCUUCCCAAGUGUCCGCUUAAUAGAGGUUGUAAAAAUUGCGCAAUGUUUGUUAACGAUCAAAAUUUAACGCUUACUCUGUACUGUGAUAAAGUUGCAUGUUGUUAAAGAAGCUAUCCUGAGUUUAAGUUCAUUACCUUUCAUUACCAACUUUAAUUUGUUUGUAAAUGCAAAUAAUUUAACUGACUUCAGUACGUAUUUCAAGGACGUAAUCCAAUACUAUUAUUGUCAAUUCAGUUCGGUGUCCACCUAAUAGAGGUUUUUAACAAUUAUAGAAAUUAGCCAAGUACAAUUUAUUUUUAAUUAGUGUCCGCGUCCGCUUAAUAGAGGUGUCCGCUGAAGAGAGGCUCGUUAUAAAUGGAAAUAUAAGACGUUAAUUUCUGGUACCGACUUAGCGUCCGCUUAAUAGAGGGUGUCCUCUUAAUUGGGGGUCCGCUUAAUAGAGGUUUCACUGUAUAGGAAUAUACCGGCCCGGGAAAAGUGAGAGAUGAAAUGAUGAUCUUCACUGCGUUCAUUUCUUCAUCCCGUAGCUCAACUAUCUGUAAUUCAAAUAUCCUUCUUUUUAAUUAUUUUUGCGCAAAUUGGCAUAUGAAUAUGAACAAAUACGCC